CGGCCGUCCGUCGACCGAGGAAAUACGCGACGAGCGGUCGGUCGCGUCGCUCCUCGAACACCACGAAACGCGCCGUUGUGCCGGCGCAUUCGAGAGCGUCGGCUCCGGCGAUCCGUCCAACGGCUCCGGAGAUUAGCGACUCGACGCAGAAGCGGCAGCCGCGCCUCGCCGCGUCGCGCCGCGCCGCGUCGCGCCGCGCCGCGCCACGCCGGGUCAUCGCGGCGACACGCGUUAUCGACGCGUUGCAAAUACGUAUUGUGCGUAUUCUUGCUAUAUAGAAGAAACGCGGUCCAUAAAUAACGCCGGGGCAAUCUCGCCCGAAGAACCGGCGACUCGUCAGUUUUUUCGGUCUCUGUUCGCGGCGCGGCGCGGCACGGCGCGACGUGCCUCGAGAGCCCACCCACCGCUCGCGUUCGGUUCAAUCUCGUUUCGUUUCGUUUCGUUCGUCCGAUUUCGUCCGCGUCUGUGAUUCGCGAUAUACGAGAAUCUCCGACUCCUUCGAACGAUUUUCCGCACGAUUUCUCGCGCCUCGAGUCUCGCGUUCGCGAUCGUAAAUCGAGAGAUUGCAGGGGACUGUUUUCGGAGCCGGUGGUGGUGCCGGUGGUGGUGCCGGUGGUGGUGCCGGUGGUGCCGGAUCGCGGAGAGGAAGACGACCGAGAGCGAACGGUAAACAGCAGUUUGGAUCGUUCCCGCAGGAAUAACGUCGUCGCAGCGUUCCUAGAUGUUCCUUUCGAUCGCCUGGUUCGAGGCGUUCGCCGCGACGCUUCUGGCCGUUCUGAUCCUCGCGACCGGCUAUCGGCCCGCUUGGUGGUUCCGGACCGGAGCGUUUCACAGGAAAAAUGCUCCGACCGAGGAGGAGCCCGAGGGAAGCGAGGGAGGCGAUGGAAGCUGCAAGACGGUGUCCGACGUGCCGGGCCCGUACCCGCUGCCGAUCUUCGGCACCAGAUGGAUAUUCUCGUGGUUCGGUAGCUAUCGGUUGAACAAGAUCCACGAGGCUUACAAAGAUCUGCAUCGACGUUACGGGCCGCUGUGCAAGGAAGAGGGACUGUGGAACUUCCCGGUGAUCUCGGUGUUCUCCCGCCCCGACAUCGAAGCCGUUCUCCGACGAAGCUCGCGGUAUCCGCUCCGUCCUCCGCAAGAGGUGAUAUCCUACUACCGGCGAAACCGUCGCGAUCGUUACACGAAUCUUGGCCUGGUCAACGAACAGGGGAAACUGUGGCACGAUCUUCGGACAGCGCUCACGUCGGAGCUGACGGGGGCCAGCACCGUCCUCGGUUUCUUCCCGGCGUUGAACACCGUCGCCGACUCCUUCGUCGAUCUGAUUCGUCGCCGAAGAACGGCCGGGUACCGAGUAACGGGAUUCGAGGAGCUCGCCUACAAGAUGGGACUGGAAAGUACUUGCACGCUGAUCCUCGGCCGACACCUCGGCUUCCUGAAGUCCGACUCGAGCAAGACGGUCUCCUCGAGACUGGCGGAAGCCGUCCGGGUUCACUUCACCGCCUCGCGCGACGCCUUUUACGGCCUGCCGCUUUGGAAGCUGCUGCCGACGUCCGCGUACAAGCAGCUGAUCGAGAGCGAGGACGCGAUAUACAGCAUCAUCUCGGAGAUCGUCGAGGCGACCAUUCGCGAGAAGCGGGACGACGCCAGAGACGAAUCCGUGGAGGCGGUCUUUCAGUCGAUUCUGGGCCAAAAGAAUCUGGACAUGCGGGACAAGAAGGCGGCGAUCGUCGACUUCAUCGCGGCCGGGAUCCACACGCUCGGCAACACUCUGGUCUUCCUGUUCCAUCUGAUCGGCCGCAACCCACCGGUCCAAGCUCGGCUCUACGAAGAAGCCCGCACGUUGGCUCCGCCCGGCUGCGACCUGGCCGUCGAGGACCUUCGGAAGGCCAAGUAUCUGCGCGCCUGCAUAACCGAAGCUUUCCGCGCGAUGCCCACGACGACGUGCGUCGCACGAAUCCUGGACGAGCCCAUCCAGCUCGCCGGAUAUCAUCUUGCCGCAGGGACCUUGGUGAUACUGCACACUUGGAUAGCCGGUCUCGACGAAGAGAACUUUAAGGACGCCGCGGAAUACUUGCCCGAGAGAUGGCUGGCUCCCCUCGCUCCCCAUUCGCCGAUGCUGGUCGCGCCUUUCGGGACGGGAAGAAGGAUAUGUCCGGGGAAACGUUUCGUCGAGCUCGCGUUGCAGCUCGUCCUGGCAAAGAUUAUCCGAGAAUUCGAGAUUGUCGCGGAGGAGGAGCUUGGUUUACAGUUCGAGUUCAUCCUCGCGCCAGAGAGCCCGGUGUUUCUCGGUUUCCGCGAUCGAACCGCAACGACCUGAACCGCUUCGUUUCGUUUCGUUUCGUUUCGUUUCGUUUCGUUCCGUUUAGUUUAGUUUCGUUUCGUUUCGUUUUCAUCGCGGAUCACGCGCGUUGUAGUAUUUAUACGGGAUCGAGUCGACGAGAUCUCGCGUUCGCGUUUCGGCGUUGUUCUUUUUCGUUUCGUCGGGUGGCCGCUCGACGCCGAACCCGAACGCCGUUUCCACGUAGCCGAAUACCUUUUCACGAGUCGUGUAAAAUAUGUAGAUACCUACCUUUUCUUCGUUAAUACAAUACGAUACGAUACCGACGAA
Messenger RNA from Megalopta genalis, 2608 nucleotides. Lineage: Eukaryota; Metazoa; Arthropoda; Insecta; Hymenoptera; Halictidae. The record is from RefSeq and is a predicted model, not a curated record.